Messenger RNA from Oreochromis niloticus (Nile tilapia), 3178 nucleotides. RefSeq names its product polymeric immunoglobulin receptor. Gene Ontology annotation, cellular component: plasma membrane. The transcript is spliced from 9 exons. The coding region runs from base 6 to 1829 and encodes 607 amino acids. Lineage: Eukaryota; Metazoa; Chordata; Actinopteri; Cichliformes; Cichlidae. Gene Ontology annotation, molecular function: transmembrane signaling receptor activity. The record is from RefSeq and is a predicted model, not a curated record.
CAAAGAUGAGGAGACUUCAAAACCUGCUGUUCACCUUUUGCAUUGCUCUGAGGUGUGUGACCACUGCAGAAGAGGUGAUCCAUGUGACUGGAUAUGUAGGGAGUGCAGUUAAAGUUUCCUGCUCCUAUGAUCAGGGUUACGAGUCUUAUGAGAAGUACCUGUGUCAGAAUGACUGUCACAGCGAUAAUGAUGUUCUUAUUACAACAUCAAAUCCAGUGAAAAGCAAAUACAGGAUCUAUGAUGACAAAACAGCACGAAUCUUCACAACAAGCAUCUCUGAUCUUCGUUCUGCGGAUGCUGGGAAAUACUGGUGUGGAGUGAGCAGAUUUGGAAGAGAUAUCUACACCGAAGUCGAGCUGAAAUUAGUCCAAGACAGCUGCUGUAACAGUGUGAAAGAAGUUGAAAGUUAUGCAGGAUAUUCAGUGUCCUUCAGUUGUCCAUAUGAGUCAAGGUACCAGAACAACCUGAAGUACAUCUGCAAAGGAACCCAGCCCUCCAUGUGUCUGCAACGGGCACUAAUCACCUCUUACAACAACCAAAAUGGGCGAUUCAGAUUUGAUGAUGAAAAUAUCUUAACACAAUUCACAACAAAAAUUAGCCGUUUGACACAAAGUGAUUCAGGGCGUUACCUUUGUGGCAUCCAAAGAAACUCUGACCUGCAUCUUUUCUGUGCUUUUGAGCUGAAAGUUAAAGACCACUGCUGUGAUACUGUGACCAAUAUUGAAAGUUAUGAGGGAUACUCUGAGUCCAUCAAUUGUCCUUACGAAAGUCAGUACCAGAACAGCCUGAAGUACAUCUGCAGAGGAAACCAGCCCUCCACAUGUCUGCAGGAGGCAAUAAUCACCUCUGACAACAGAGAAAGUGGUCGCUUCAGACUUAAUGAUGUAAAAAUGUCAAGAAUAUUCACAGUGACAAUUAGCAGCUUGACCCAAAGUGAUUCAGGGUAUUACCUUUGUGGUGUUCAAACAAACUCUGACCAUGAUGUUUUCUCUGCUGUUGACCUGAACGUCAAAGAGUGGUGCUGUGUCAGGUCAACUAAAAUAACAGGUACUGUGGGACAUCCACUAACUCUGCAGUGCCCUUAUCCUCAACAACAUCAGGAUAACAGGAAGUUCCUCUGUAAGGGAGACCACCGCAACAGCUGCAGAGACAUGGUGAUGAGUCAAAACAGAUUCACACUACAAGAUGAUAUUUAUUCCAGCUCUUUCUCAGUGAUGAUCACAAAGCUAGAAGAAGCUGAUGCUGGGACCUACUGGUGUGGGUCAGACUCACAGUGGAGAGUUGGAAACUACACCAAGAUUCAGCUGUCAGUCGAGUUCUGCUGUGUCAAAUCAACUAAAAUAAAUGGUACUGUGGGGCAGCCACUAACUUUGCAGUGUCCUUAUCCUUCACAACACCGGGAUAACAGGAAGUUUCUCUGUAAGGGAGACCACCGCAACAACUGCACAGAUAUGCUAAAGAAUCAAAGCAGAUUCACACUACAAGAUGCUUCUUCCAACACUUUCAUUGUGAUGAUCUCAAAGCUGGAAGUAGCUGAUGGUGGGACAUACUGGUGUGGGUCAGACUCACAGUGGAGGGUUGGAAACUACACCAAGAUUCAGCUUUCAGUCUUUCCACAGAGCACUCUGGGGGAAAAAAAACCAGAAGCUGUUCUCUCCCUGAGGAGAAAUGCAUCUAGGAAAAAGAGUUCAAAGGAGGUGGUUGGUGCAGCACAAAGUGAAAUUUAUAAAAAUCAAGCUGUGGUGACCUCCAAUGACCAAAGCACCUGUAACAUCCAUGAAGAAGUAGAUGUAGAAGUACACUACGAAAACUUGACCGCAAGUGAAUAAAUCUGCUGCAAUGAAAAUUUCCAUAAACCCGACAGAAGAUACAGUUCAGUCCAUAAAUAUUUGGACAGAGGCAACUAUUUUCUAAUUUUGGUUCUUUAAAUGAAACAAAUCAGACAUAGUUGAAGGGACUCAAAAGUAAUUGGACAAAUUAAAUAGGUGAAAAUAAAAUGUUAAUUUCUAAUACAUGAUUGAAACCCUUUGCUGGCAAUUACAGCCCCAUGUCUUGAUAUCAUGGAUAUCACCAGGUGCUGGGUUUCCUUCUUUUAGUCUUCAAAUAAAUCCACGCCCACUUGGGUUAAGAUCACUUGGCCAUUCAAAAAUAUUCCACAUCUUUGGUUUAAUAAACUCCUGGGUUGCUUUGGCUGUAUGUUUUGGGUCAUUGGGCAGAUGGACUUAUACAGAUGGACAAUCAAUUUGACUGCAUUUAGCCUGAUUUGAGUAGACAGUAUGUCUGAACACCUCAGAAUUUAUUUGGCUGCUUCUGUCCUGUGUCACAUCAUUAAUAAACACUAGUGUCCGAGUGCCACUGGCAGUCAUGCACGCCCAAGCACACUGCCUCUGCCGUGUUUUACAGAUGAUGGAUAUCGAUACACCUACCUCCCGGAGAGUGUUGUCACUUGGUUGGCUGUUGUGAAGGGGUUUCUCUUCACUAUGAAAUGAUUCUGCGAUCAUGUACCAAAGUGUCUUCCAUGGACAUCCAGGUCUUCUUGCGUUGCUGAGUUUACCAGUGCUUUCUUUCUUUCUCAGGAUGUACCAAACUGUAGAUUUUAUCAUUUCAAAUAUUGAAGCAAUUUUUCAGAUUCAGUUUUUCUGUUCUGUCAGCUUAAGGAUGGCCUUUUUCACCUGCAUGGAGAGCUCCUUUGGAUGUAUGUUAUCUGUUCACAGCAAAAUAUUCCAAAUGCAAGCAUGACACAUCAAAUCAACUCCAGGCCCUUUAUCUGCUUAAUUAAUAAUGGCAUAAUACAGGAAGUGCCCACACCUGCCCAUGAAACAGCCUUUGAGUUGUCCAGUUAUUCUGGUCCCUUUAUAAAGUGGUUGGCACAUGUUAAGAAGCUGAAACUCCUAUACUCUUUAUUCAAUUUGACUGUGGAUACCCUCAAAUGAAAGCUGAGAGUCUACACAUUAUGUCCAUGCCCAGUGUAUAACUAUAAUUAGAAUAUGUUCUGGCAAAGAGGUAUAAAAACAAUUAUAAAUCGAUCUAACUGGAAGUAGCCCUCACAUCUGUAGUUACUAGCUUUGCCUUUAAUUGCUUAGUGUUCAUAAAAAUAUCUGCUGUUUUUUUUAAAGUGAAAACCCAAUAAUGCAAAACUCACAUGAUUAAGUGAACAAAUACACAAAGUGAAAUACAA